This is a messenger RNA of Amyelois transitella, 918 nucleotides long. RefSeq names its product histone H1B-like. Bases 62 to 814 code for a protein of 250 amino acids. NCBI's taxonomy places the organism in Eukaryota, Metazoa, Arthropoda, Insecta, Lepidoptera, Pyralidae. Gene Ontology annotation, molecular function: structural constituent of chromatin; DNA binding. The record is from RefSeq and is a predicted model, not a curated record. Gene Ontology annotation, cellular component: nucleosome. The transcript has a single exon. Gene Ontology annotation, biological process: nucleosome assembly.
GUGUUUGUUUGUUGUUUGCGCGUGUGUGUAUUAAGUGAAAUAAAUAAAUAUUAACAAUAAUAUGGCAGACACAGCUGUAGCUUCCGAGGCACCGGCACCGGCUACGCCGGCGAAGAAGCAGCCUAAGGCGUCUGCCGCGGCGGGCGGUGUCAAGAAGGCGAAAGCCAAACCGACCCACCCGAAGACAUCGGAGAUGGUCAACAGCGCCAUCAAGGAGUUGAAGGAGAGGAGCGGAUCGUCCCUGCAGGCCAUUAAGAAAUACAUAGCGGCCCAAUACAAAGUCGACGCCGAGAAAUUGGCACCGUUCAUAAGGAAAUAUUUGAAGAGCGCCGUCGAAUCCGGAGCACUGAUCCAGACCAAGGGCAAAGGUGCGUCGGGAUCGUUCAAAUUGGAAUCCAAAUCGUCAUCGUCCAAGAAACCGGCCGGCGGUGCGGCGGGCACCAAGAGGUCCGCGUCCGCGGCCGGCGCCAAAUCGAAGAAGGGAUCCGCCGCGUCCGCGUCCUCCUCCAAGGCGAAGAAGGCCGCCUCCGCCGGCGGUGCGUCUUCGUCGCCGUCGAAGGCGGCCGGCGGCAAGGCGGCCUCGUCCGCCGCCACCGCUAAGGACAAGAAGGCUGCGGCCGCGGCCAAGAAGAAGCCCGCGGCGGCCAAGAAGGCCGCGGCGGCCGCGCCCGCGAGGGCCAAGGCCGCUGCCGCGCCGAAGGCGAAGAAAACUGCCAAACCCCCUACGAAGAAACCGAAAGCGCCCAAGCCGAAGAAGGCCGCCACAACACCCAAGAAGCCCGCAGCAAAGAAAGCGGCCGCGUCAAAGAAGUAAAUCCCUACCUGUGUAUGUACCUGGUAUAUACCGCCGCUCUCUUUAUCUCUCCGCCGUUUGUUUACUGCUAGUUGCUUGCAGAAACAACGACAACAACUACCACG